Messenger RNA from Octopus bimaculoides (California two-spot octopus), 763 nucleotides. RefSeq lists its product as uncharacterized. Lineage: Eukaryota; Metazoa; Mollusca; Cephalopoda; Octopoda; Octopodidae. Gene Ontology annotation, biological process: lipid transport. Gene Ontology annotation, molecular function: lipid carrier activity. The record is from RefSeq and is a predicted model, not a curated record.
AUGGUGGAAACAGGCAUAUCUCCGUGUAGCUGUUUCUUCAAGAUAUGUUUAAGACUGCUAUUAACAUUUGGAUGUAAGUUCCAUCCAGUUUGGAUGUCAAUGUUUUUGAUCACUGUUGCAGGCUCUGAUGUUUGGCUGCCAUUCACUAAAUAUGACACACACAUUUACCGAGAAGGCGACACUUAUAUCCUUGAAAACAAACGAGGCUACAGCAUCAGGUUCAACCCUAAGAUUGAACUCGUCACCCUCGAGAUCAGUGGGUGGUUCUUCAGUCGAGUCAGAGGUCUGUUUGGUUCUUACAACAACGAACAGUUCGAUGAAAUGGUUCCGAAUAAUAUGUUGCGUAGAAGGAGCCUAGAAGAGUUUGUUAAUUCUUGGACAGAGGAAAGAGGCUGUAGAUCCAGAGAUGUUGCAAUUCGGCACAGGAUGAAGGGCAGCUACCUUUGUUCGGAAAUAUUCUUGGAUUCUAUUUCACCGUUCCGACAUUGCUUUAAACAGGUGUCAUCAGAGCCUUUCUACCACAUGUGCGCCUUAGAAGUGGACGAGUGGUCACCGGUCAACACCCUUUGCGAUGUUUCAAUGUAUUACAUUGACCAAUGUUCCUAUAAAGAUGUGCCGGUCACACUACCGAAAAUGUGUUAUGGCGGAAGUUUUUAAUCAGAAUUUGACCAGCUUUCCUCAAGAGAGAAGACGAACAUCAAUAUUUUCCAAAUAAAAAAAUCGAUUAAAAACAGAUUUUAAUAAAAGUUCCAAUGAAACUCCA